This is a messenger RNA of Nicrophorus vespilloides, 3048 nucleotides long. RefSeq names its product transcription elongation factor B polypeptide 3-like. The transcript is spliced from 3 exons. Gene Ontology annotation, biological process: transcription elongation by RNA polymerase II. Bases 472 to 2418 code for a protein of 648 amino acids. Lineage: Eukaryota; Metazoa; Arthropoda; Insecta; Coleoptera; Silphidae. The record is from RefSeq and is a predicted model, not a curated record. Gene Ontology annotation, cellular component: nucleus; elongin complex.
AUGGUGGUGUUGAGGUGUGCGUGAAAUAGGGGAAAUCCCCGCGUUGUGUUUUCGAGUAUUCCAAUAUGUCGUCCAGAACAGUGCUGCCAACACUGGAUGUGCGAGUGUAAAAGCUUAAGUUUAAGUUGGAUUUGUGCAAUUCAAUCUGCAAGGUGAGAGGUGAGGUUGUAAGUCGGAGAUUAAACUUUGAACCGUGAGAUUUUUUUGCAUGAGUUUCGAGUGUUGAGUGAGGUGUGAAGUGAUUGAAUUGGAUUGGAUAGGUGCGCGCAACCAGACGAUCCGGAUGUACCCCAAUGGUGGAUGUCGUCAAGAACAGCUGUUCCAGUUUUGUCAUCAUCAUGGGAUUAUGUUUCGCGCACCAACGAUGGUUACGAGAUAUGUAACAUUGUUAUAAGUUGAAAUAUUUGCUGCGCAUUAAAAGUAUUGUGGUCGCAUUAAACAAAUCCAUACAAACACACACAUAUACACACCAUGGAGGACGCAAAGAUCAUCAAAGCCAUCGAACACUACCAGAAAAACGUCGAGCGAUACUUGGCCAAGUGCGAAAAUGCAAAGAUAUUGCACUGCAUUCAGAGGCUGUGCAGUCUUCCCAUUGACGUGGACCAUCUGCAGAAGACGGGCGUCGGACGAACCGUCAAUGGUCUGCGGAAACUUGGUGGUGAAACGGGAGAAGCGGCCAAGUCUUUGGUGACGAAAUGGAAGGACAUGGUGGCUCAGGACGGCGAUGAGAAUGAAGCGCAAGAGAAACAAAAUUCUAGUCAUAGCAGUGAGGAUUACAGUGAGAAUGAUUCGCAGUCGAGUAGAUGUGAACAGGAUGAAGAUGACAGUCGGAGGCAUGAAAAGGAGAAGAGUAGGAAGCACGAUAAGAAGAGACAUGAAGAUAAAACACGGGAUGACGGUAAGAGACGUAAGGAUGAUAAGGAGGAAAGCAAAAGAAGGGAACUGGAGGAGCUGAAGAGGAGAGAGGAAAAAGAGGAGUCGAGGAGGCGAGAGGAGAAGGAAGAGAUGAAGAGGAAGGAGGAGAAGGAGCAGAGGCGAAAAGAAGAGAAAGAUGAGAAAAGGAGGAGGGACGAGAAGGAGGAGAGUCGAAGGAAAACGGAAGAUUCGUCGAAGAACGCAAGUAAACGGAAACGGGACGACGAUAUGAAUGGACAUGGCAAACAGAAAAAGUCUUCGGACGAGUCGAAAACGUCAAAGUCUUCGUCAUCUUCAUCAUCGAGUAAACACAAAAAGUCUUCGGAGGAAUCAAAUCAUAAAUCAAAAGAUGAGAAGAAACGUAAAUCAAGUUCGAGCGAGAAAAAGGAGAAGGAGAGCAGCAGCAGCAACACCACCUCGUCUGGGAAUAGCAGCGGUGUAAAGAAGAAGAAAGUUGCGGUGGACGAUGGGAUUGAUUGUGAGUCGGGAACGAGUUUCGAAGAUGCAUUGAUGAUGCACAGUCCCAGCGUCAAGGUGAGUAGCGGCAGUAGCAGCAGCAGCAGGAAAUCAUCCUCAUACGUAGCAACAAAAUCGUCGAUCGUCGUACAGAAAAGUACGAGCAGAAUUGGAUUGGAAUCGGCGGCGCCGUCGAUCGCGUUUCCCAUUGCACCGUUGCCAGAGAAAUUAGAAACACAGGACAUCAGUAUCGCAACGAUGCUGCCCUCCAUAACGACGAACUACAAACCGAUGGGAAAUACUUUCCGCGAAUUGGAUCUCAACAGUAAGGCGAAGAAGGUGCAAGAUGAUGAGGCGCUCUCUCGCCUCAUGUACGCGAAGAAUCAACGGACGAAAGUGUACUCUGGAAACAAGGUCGCUUUCAGCAAGAUGCCGACCCUCUUCGAACUGUGCACCAGAGUUCUGCAGGACAAUAUCGAAGCACUCGAGUACACUGGGGGCGUCCCGUACGCCAUACUAAAACCUGUCCUGGAUAAGGCGACACCCGAACAGCUGUACAACCUGGAGUACCACAACCCAUACAUAGUCGACGACUCGGACGAGCUGUGGAGUUUCCACUGCCAGAAAGAGUUUCGGACGAAGAAGAGACUGGAGAUGGAGACCUGCAGGGAAAUGUACAUGAGAUGUCUGAACGAGCGCGAGACGAAACUGAAGGCACUCACCGCAAACAUCAAGUUAUCGCAGGACAAAUCCGUGCCGGUCAGACAGACGAAGUUGGCGUACGUCGAUUCGGUGGUGAAGCCGCCGAGAAACGUUGCCAAGAAACAGGCCAAAAACGGCGUGGACAACAACAAGAAACCGAUGAUCACGCCGUCCAGCCGUUUGAACGCGAUCGCUACCGCGGGUGCAGCUGGACAGGUUUCAGUUCCUAAUCACGUCACCGAAAGGAGUUCCUCAUCUGCGAGCAGCAGUUAUUCGAAACCGCAGAAGAAGGCACCUCUGAUGGCGAAAACGUUGCAGCUGAUGAAGGGACGGUUUCGGCGAUAAAAGAAACGCCCACAUCCCCGCCUUAGAAGAGAAGACAACAAAACAGACGUUGUCGCCGCCGCUGCUGCUACCCAUUACCUUCUACCACCACCAAUCACCCAAACCCCAUCAAAGUGCGACGUUAAAUAAGAAACUAACAAACAAACAAACAAAGAACUUGAAAUUGCAUUCGAAUGCAACGGUCUGUGAUUUCUUUAUAUAGAAAAACAAAAAACAAACACACCCUUAAAAACCAACCAAUCAACCUGACAAAAGGAAAUGACGGCGUAUUUCCAUUCUCGGUUUAAUAUAACUUUAUACAUACAUAUUUUUACCUAUUAUUUUUCAAGAAGAUGGAAUUAUUACCGGGGGGGGGUAAAGUUUUUUCUUUUUUCUCUUUUCUUUAUAAUAAGUUUAGCGAUUAAUAUUAUUAUUAUUAUCAUCUUGUUCGUCGCGCGUUUUAUCGAAGCAAACAAAAGACAUCCGCAUCCAUAAAUUCGAGAACAUCCUAGAUUAUUAAUUACAAUUUGUUUUCGUUUCUCGUAAACUCCUCCUCCACCAUACAAACACCCGCCCACCCUUUUUUUUAAACAUUGUUUUUAUUUCUAUUCUCCUUUCUUUCUCUCUUCCUAUUUUGUUUAUUUUUUUUUU